Messenger RNA from Carica papaya (papaya), 813 nucleotides. The record is from RefSeq and is a predicted model, not a curated record. Lineage: Eukaryota; Viridiplantae; Streptophyta; Magnoliopsida; Brassicales; Caricaceae.
AUGACUAUUCCUCCUGGCUAUUCUCCUCGAGAGGGGGAGACUUUUCCACAUCAACCUGUUUGCCACCUCCACAAGUCAAUCUAUGGGUUGAAACAAGCUUCCCGACAGUGGUUUCAUAAGUUUUCACGAAUAUUACUUCAAGAAGGCUUCUAUCAGUCACAAUGUGACCAUUCCCUAUUUGUCAGACAACAAGGUGAAACCUUCUUAGCAUUGUUGGUUUAUGUCGAUGACAUUGUUAUUGCCAGUAAUGACGAUCAGGCUGUCGAAGAACUCAAAGGUACACUCAAACAAAAAUUUAAAAUGAAAGAUUUGAGAAUUCUCCGAUAUUUUCUUGGACCUGAAAUUGCAAGAAAUGACACAGGAAUCACUUUGUGCCAAAGGAAAUAUGCAUUGGAUCUCUUAACUGAGACUGGAUAUCUUGGUUGUAAACCCUCAUCUAUUCCUAUGGAUCCUAAUAUCAAAAUGUCUAAAGAUGAUGGCGAGCUCCUGAGUGAUAUCACCAGCUAUCGACGACUAAUUGGAAAACUGUUGUAUUUAACCAUCUCUCGCCCUGACAUAUGCUACUCUGUCAAUAGAUUGAGUCAAUUUCUGGCUACUCCUAGAACCAGUCACCUCCAAGCCGCCUUACGGAUUCUCCAGUACAUCAAGAGAACCCUUGGACAAGGUCUUUUCUUUCCUUCAUCAUCUGCCAUUCAGAUUAAGGUCUUUUCUGAUGCUGAUUGGGGGAUAUGUCCGGAUACUAGAAGAUCCCUCACUGGUUUUUGUGUUUUCCUUGGGUCUUCAUUAGUCUCAUGGAAAUCAAAGAAACAAUAA